Molecule: messenger RNA, 304 nt
Organism: Fimicolochytrium jonesii
Lineage: Eukaryota; Fungi; Chytridiomycota; Chytridiomycetes; Spizellomycetales; Powellomycetaceae
Exons: 3
Coding region: 62-295 (77 amino acids)
Source: RefSeq, a predicted model, not a curated record
UGCGUGCCAGGACUCCCAAGCAUGGUGUACAAAGCCAUGUCAGGAAACCUCACAGUGUUGGAUGCCUCUUGCGCCGUUGGUUGUCGAGUUGACCAUAACCUGUAAAGCAAUGACCGCUGCAACCUCUCCCCCUGUCAACCUCGAUGUCGGUGAGGACCAAAAUGGCACUCGGCAACGAAAAAAGCGCUUUUUGGAAAGACAGGCGACAAGGAAAAGUCCCUCAGUUUUCGAGCGAUUUGGAAUCCGUGAAUAUGGAAUGGUUCUCCGGAGCCCACUACGUCGAUCUGGGCAAUGAAGAACCUUG